AUGAAUAAGAAACAGACAAGCAGUGCCGAGGCCUUCCAUGGAGGCAGCUCUCAAUAUUACCCUCCCCAGCCUCUUUACCCGACCAACCAGUCUGCUAUGUAUGGCACAGUCAAUGGAAUUACCGGCAUGAACCAGCAGGGACAAAAUCCUGCUAUUCCUGUCCCUCAGGGCCAAUCCAACAUUGUUCCCGAUGGUGAUUAUUCAAGUGGACCUCCAAGCAAGAAGACAAAGACGACAACGAAGACGACAGGAUCGAAGGGGCCAAGAAUCAGUACAUCCUGCGAUCAGUGUAAAGACGCCAAUUCAUCCAAAUGUUUUGGUUGGCCCUGUGAACGCUGUGCAAAGGACAAAAAAACGUGCGAGCCAGCAAGCACCCAGCUGGGAUGCCAGAAGUGCCAGGAUGAGGGAGUCGACUGCAGUGGAUAUGGAAAGCAGUGCAAGAAUUGUGCUAGAAUUAACAAGGUAUGCACCUAUGGAGAGGUCAAAGCUCGGUUGGAGGGUAAAGCAAAAAAGCCUGAAGCCGUCCACAUUAUUGCCGCUGCCCUCCGCAACAACCCUGCCAUCGAGGAGAUGAUUUUCAAAGAACUAGAAAACGGAAAAGUGGCGGGUACAGGUCUUACCAUUCUGGAACAUCUAGCUCAACGAGAUCCAGCACGCCAGGCCGAACUCAAGAAAUCAUGGAACACUGGUAGAAUACAGCAGCUUGUGAACAGCAAAUGCGAUGGGACUCAAACUCACCAGGAUGUGUCUGAUCAGACCCCUGCUGAGUCGAAUACAAUGCUCUCUACUGCGGUGCAGACUGCUCCAGCUCAUUCCGGUGGCUUUAUGGCAUCCAAUAUCGAAGCCGCAGUUGGUGGUGUUGGUGAUAUGGGUGGUACUGCAGCAACCUUUCCUGAUGAUUCUCAACGUGAUCAUCUUGGUCAUCAUCCGAAUCUCCCCCAUCAUGCUAUUCACAAUAACAAUGACGCCAACCCUUAUGGUACAAUUGCGAAUGCCUAUCCUGGAGCCAGUGCUAUUAGCGCGUCUCCUUACGACCCUAUGACUGAAGGUUAUAACGCCCAAUAUGAUGCUUCCACUGAGGCUCCUCAAGAUGAUCUUGCCGGUACCCACAAUGAUUAUCUUAUCAAUAGACCUCCCGGACAUGAUAUAGAGGAGCGACUUCGUGCUGGUUUGAUAGAAUAUGAUAAUGAAACUAGUGCCAACGCAAACCAUCUCGACAAUCCUGCCGGUACCUAUAUUGGUAACCCUAUCGAACACCAACCCAACCCUGACCUCGAACACCCCCUCAGUGCUGCCGGAAACAGCUCUGGCUCCAUAUCGGAACACGAGGUCUCUUAUGAUCAGGGGCCUUUGACCGCAACCGAGGUCGAGCGCGUCGUCAGUCUCUUUAUGUCGCGUCACUAG
Molecule: messenger RNA, 1404 nt
Organism: Annulohypoxylon truncatum
Lineage: Eukaryota; Fungi; Ascomycota; Sordariomycetes; Xylariales; Hypoxylaceae
Exons: 1
Coding region: 1-1404 (467 amino acids)
Biological process (GO): regulation of DNA-templated transcription
Molecular function (GO): DNA-binding transcription factor activity, RNA polymerase II-specific; zinc ion binding
Source: RefSeq, a predicted model, not a curated record